AUGGGCAUUCAUGAUGUGUCUCAAACCGUUCACAAACUGUGGAAUGGAUGGGAACUUCGCACGGUGAUUUUGCUCAGUCUCUUUCUGCAAGUUUUUCUUGUACUCUUUGCGAGUAGACGAAAGUACACAGCUGGAUUCUGGCUUGGAACUUUUGUUUGGUUAGCCUAUCUGUCAGCAGAUAGGGUGGCAACUUUUUCAUUGGGUAUCCUGGCUCAAAGGCUUGGAGAUUCAGAAACAAAUUGUACGAAUCCAAAUCCAGGAUUUAUCCCUGCAUUUUGGGCACCAGUCCUCCUUGCGCACCUCGGUGGCCCUGACACUAUCACUGCAUAUUCAGUGGAAGACAAUGAAUUGUGGUUAAGGCAUCUGUUGGAGCUAGGAAGCCAAGUUGUUGUGGCUUUUUAUGCCUUUUUGAGGUCAUGGUGGAGUAAGGAUCCACUGUUAUUUGUAGCCGUUCCCAUCUUUCUUGCUGGAAUGAUUAAAUAUGGAGAAAGGAUUGGGGUUCUUAGGUCAGCAAGCUCGGAGCAGCUCAUGAGUUCCAAAUAUAAAGAGAUGAAUGAACUGCGUUCCCAAUUUAACCGAUUUUCCAACUCUGAGUUCUUCGAAAUGACUGAUGAACUCGAAACGACUGAUGAACGACUGAUUCAAAGACUAGGUUUGAAUGACAUAAUACCUGAGGCUAAAUUUCUGCAUGAGGCUAAUUUGUUCUUUCAAAUGUUCGGGGUACUACAUGCAGAUCUCGUGCUUUCUGAUUCUAAUCAUUUGGCUAGUUAUCUUAUCCUACGAAACAAGACUGCCGAAGAUGCCUUCCACAUAAUUGAAGUUGAGAUGGGAUUCAUGUACGAUGUGCUUUUUACAAAGGUGUCGAGGAUUCGUUUGUCACACAUCAUUCGUCGUGCUGUCAGCUUGUUAUGUUUUGUUUCUGCAUUACUUGCCUUCUCACUAGGUAUGUCCAAAAACAACCAUGCCUAUUUAACAACCGAAAUAACUGUAUCAUACUUGUUGUUGGUCGGAGCCAUCAUUAUUGAGAUUUAUGGAGCUGUUUUUCUUCUUUUCUCCGACUGGGCUAUGCUUUGGCUUAGCGGUCAAAAGAAGCCAUUGUUCAAUUUGGUGUAUCGAACGAUUUGGUCUUCACUGUUCCGGUCAUUUCUUCACAAUAACAAAUGGUGGACAGGAUCAAUGGCACAACACAACCUGCGAAGUGCUCAAUUAACUGAAAACAAAUGGUUCGACAUUUCCAUAAUUAAGAAGUUGCUCGGCAAAAGCCACAUUCAGAGUUGGGAGGUUGUGAGUCUUGAAUUGAAAAAAUUGAUCUUCGAACAACUUAAAGAUAAACGUUCAAGAUAUAGUUAUCGCAUGCGCACUUAUGAUCCUGGCAAGAAUGAUUUACAUGAGAUAUUAUCAGAGAGGGGUGAUCAGGUGAUUGGAGGAGAGAGAUGCCUUGAAAAGCUUGGUUGGAGUGUGAAUUGUUCAGAUUUUAAUGAGAGCCUCCUUAUGUGGCACAUUGCUACCGAUAUUUGUUACCAUUAUGAUUUCCCAAAAGAUGGUGGCGAUGCCAAUAAUGUUCAUCCAAGCUGCAAAAUGAGCAUCUCUUUAUCUAAUUACAUGGUGUAUCUUCUGUGUGAUUGCCCAUUUUUGCUACCUAAAGGGAUUGGUAAAGAAAGGUACAACCAAACCUGCAUUGAUGUAUCCCAAUUCUCUACAUCUUUAAAAAGAAUCAUCUCUGGUGGAAGUGAUUUGGAUGGAUUUAUUGAGACUUUGGAGCUACAAGGGAGUCAAGUGUCGGGGCUGUUCAAUGGUUCCAAGCUUGCCAAGGCAUUGCAGUCACUUGUGACGGAGGAUGGUUGGGAAAAUGAACGAAAGUGGGAGAUGAUAAGCAAGGUUUGGGUAGAAAUGUUAACUUAUGCUGCCAGUCAUUGUGGAUGGAAAGAGCAUGCUCAGUCACUUACGCGAGGUGGAGAGUUAGUCACUCAUGUUUGCCUUCUCAUGGCUCAUCUUGGUCUGAGUGAGCAAUGCUUAACCAAUUGA
This is a messenger RNA of Dovyalis caffra, 2025 nucleotides long. The record is from the annotation of a GenBank genome assembly. Lineage: Eukaryota; Viridiplantae; Streptophyta; Magnoliopsida; Malpighiales; Salicaceae.